CCGAUUGCGACACGGAUUAAAAGCAGUGAGCAGACCCUCUGCAGGACCCCGCUAUGGUCGCUGCGUCUAAUAGUAUUACUAUCCCAACACCAACCCCGCCAACAGCGCUUGACUCCUUCCCUUCAUUACUCGUGCCAAUCCGUCCUCCAAGGCAGGAGGCCGAACUGUCGAUCCGGCUCUGCUCGACGCCAUACCCCAAGCCAAGCACUGUAUUCUCAAUCGAGCCAGCUGCCGUAAGCCCAAUACGAGCAGGAAGCUGCACACGCGGACCAGGCUCUUGUCACCUGCACUACAUCACGGCACGCGGUCCCUCCCACCUCGCUGAGCCUGGCGUCCUGCAUCCGCUUGUUCAGAGUGCUCUAGGUGCUUGGAGGGCGAAGCAUGAUUCAAUACCUGACACCACAGCCUUCUAUUCACACACAAAUGGACACCAGCACCAUGUCACUUGCCAUUCUCCCGUCACAGCACAUGGGAUAUAGUGGUACCUCAGCGCCGUCGCCACUUCGACCUUCGAGGUCGCCGGCCAAACGACCCAAACUCUCGUUGGACACCAACAACGUACCAUCGAUCUUUGGAAAGAGCUCAACGAGCUUGCGACUUGAAACACUCUCUGCGACAUCACCGACGGCAAGAAAUACUUUUCGGAAUGCCCUGGAUCCAGUGACUGCCCAGAACAAGAAGACAAACACCAAGCCAAAUCUAUCAUCACUAAAGAUUGCGACGGAAUCCUCGCCGCGAGAGCCAGAACAGAUACAGCCAACUACAACAAACGACUCUGCUGCCUCUUCCGCGACAACUACAUCCUCAUUGUCUUCUAUCGAUUCAUUCUCGACUGUUGUUCCCUACAAGCUCACUUUCAACACCACAUCGAUCUUGAUCAACUCUCCGCUGCCGCGAACAUCACGUCGAUCGCACUUCGGCCACCAAAAGCCAAUGUUUCCGGCUCCGAAGAAGGUGGCGUUCCGAGAGCCCUUGACCGAAGAUGUGAAGAAUACACGAUUCACUCUUCGUCAUUCCGAUAUAGAAUCCUCGACGUCGACUAUUUCUACACUCGAACUUACGCAGAGCGACAGUGAGCUCGAUGAAGAUGCCCAGGACCAGAAGACCGAAAAACCUGUACAGGACGAUGAUCGUCCCUCUGCGAAAUCGCCGCCUUCGCCGCAUACAGGAGACAAGCGCGAGUCGUCAGAUGAGGAGGAAAGUGACAGUGACUCGUGCCCGGCGACGCCUGUCGCUGGCAGACGGAAACGACAUCGGCAAUGGGUCUGGACUCUGGGGCCCGUCAAUGGAGAAGAGAAACUCUCAUCGCAUCAAGAAAAUGAGGUCGUAAAGAUCCAUUCUGACGACGAGCGCGAUCAAUAAUACGAAGUUGUUCACGAUCAUGAUAGGAUAGGCGUUACUGGAAGAGAUCAAGGGAUAUUUUGAGCGUCGGGCAUUUUUGCGAUCACAUUGCCACAUUCGCAUCAAUUCCGAUCAGUCUUAAGCAUUUACAACGCGAAGAUACCCCUAGAGCGCAUUUGCACUGAAUAUAGUGCCAGGCAUAUAGAUGCAUACGGGCCAACGUCAAUGCCCACAUAUACUACAUACGAACGAUACAUUUAUGAACUAUUGGCAG
This is a messenger RNA of Cercospora beticola, 1615 nucleotides long. RefSeq lists its product as uncharacterized. The record is from RefSeq and is a predicted model, not a curated record. Lineage: Eukaryota; Fungi; Ascomycota; Dothideomycetes; Mycosphaerellales; Mycosphaerellaceae.